Molecule: messenger RNA, 4132 nt
Organism: Leptonychotes weddellii (Weddell seal)
Lineage: Eukaryota; Metazoa; Chordata; Mammalia; Carnivora; Phocidae
Gene: SLC9A5
Product: solute carrier family 9 member A5
Biological process (GO): regulation of intracellular pH; proton transmembrane transport; sodium ion import across plasma membrane
Cellular component (GO): plasma membrane
Molecular function (GO): potassium:proton antiporter activity; sodium:proton antiporter activity
Source: RefSeq, a predicted model, not a curated record
CUCUUAUGACUGAGCCAGCCAGGCACCCCUGUUGUUAUUAUUAUUAUUAUUAUAGAUAAAUCUAUAUUAUACAUCGACAGAAUGCAAUACAUUACACUGAGUGUUCUCUCCUUACUUAUCCCAUGGACUCUUUAUAGCAACCCUGUUGGGGUAUAAUUUGUCCCACUUAAUAGAUGAGGAAAUAGAAGGCCUUGAACUCAUUUGAUUACAGGUUCAAGGUUAGUAGGAGAGGUCUGCUUUACUGGGGCUCCUUGCCCUUAGGCUGCCUUCCUACUCCCUUCUUCCUCAUUUCCUGUACCCAAAUCCAUCCAACUCUGAACAUUGAUAAUUCAGACUUCUUCCAAGGUACAAGGGGAGGUUUGCAGUUUCUACUUGAGGAUUCCAGCCUGGUUUUCCGAAUGGAUGAGUGAACUCUUUGGGGCAGGAAGGGAAGGGAGAACAUCAGAUAAUAAUAAUAAUAACAGUAACAACAACAAUAAUAAUAAGUAACAUCUAUUAGGUGCUUACUAUGUAUGAGACUCUGGCUAAAUAAAGAACCUUUUGAGGGAGAUACUGUUAUUAUUCCCAAUAUAUACGUGAGAAAACUGAGGCUCACAGAGAUUCUAUGUCAUAUUCAAGUUCUCCCCAUGGUGGGUGCUUUUCCUAUCACACUUAGCCCUCGUGGAUGGACAGCCCUUCCCCCUCCUGCUGACAAUUGUGUCACAUCCCUUAGGCUGAGAACCACAAGUGUGGGAGAAAGCACUCUCUUGUUGUUGUCCCUGAUAAGGCCAGUCAGCAGCCAGUUUCCACCUGCUAGUGGUUCUUAUUACUGCAGUUGCAAUUCUCAGCGUCACCUUAACUUUUCAGGUUACUUAGACUUUCUUAGCCAUCUCCUGGGUUGAUUUUGCAGCAAUCUCGUGAGGUAGGCAGAUGAGGAGGCAUGGCUUAAGAGAAGUCAUGUGACAGUGACAGCGCCAACAGCACAGAGCUGCCCCUCGAGUGCAGGCCAGCUUGCUGGACUUUCUGCUGUUCGGGAGCCUCAUCUCAGCAGUGGACCCCGUGGCCGUCCUGGCUGUCUUUGAGGAGGUGCACGUCAACGACACUCUCUUUAUCAUCGUCUUUGGCGAGUCCCUGCUCAAUGAUGCCGUCACUGUGGUGCUGUACAAGGUCUGCAACUCCUUUGUGGAGAUGGGCUCUGCCAACGUGCAGGCUGCUGACUACCUGAAAGGAGUCGCCUCUCUGUUUCUGGUCAGUCUGGGCGGGGCAGCCGUGGGCUUAGUCUUUGCCUUCCUCCUGGCCCUGACCACACGCUUCACCAAGCGGGUCCGCAUCAUCGAGCCGCUGCUGGUCUUCCUCCUCGCCUAUGCAGCCUACCUCACUGCUGAAAUGGCCUCGCUUUCUGCUAUUCUUGCUGUGACUAUGUGUGGCCUGGGCUGUAAGAAGUAUGUGGAGGCCAACAUCUCCCAUAAGUCACGCACGGCUGUCAAAUACACAAUGAAGACUCUAGCCAGCUGUGCUGAGACCGUCAUCUUCAUGCUGCUUGGCAUCUCGGCUGUGGACUCUUCUAAGUGGGCCUGGGAUUCUGGGCUGGUGCUGGGCACCCUCUUCUUCAUCCUGUUCUUCCGAGCCCUCGGCGUAGUCCUGCAGACGUGGGUGCUGAAUCAGUUCCGGCUGGUCCCUCUGGACAAGAUUGACCAGGUGGUGAUGUCCUAUGGGGGCCUGCGGGGGGCUGUGGCCUUCGCUCUCGUCAUCCUACUGGACAGGACCAAGGUCCCUGCCAAGGACUACUUUGUGGCCACCACUAUUGUGGUGGUCUUCUUCACAGUCAUUGUGCAGGGCUUAACCAUCAAGCCACUGGUCAAGUGGCUGAAGGUGAAGAGGAGUGAGCAUCACAAACCCACCCUGAACCAGGAGCUGCAUGAGCACACUUUUGACCACAUUCUGGCUGCAGUGGAGGACGUUGUGGGGCACCAUGGCUAUCACUACUGGAGGGACAGGUGGGAGCAGUUUGACAAGAAGUACCUGAGUCAGCUGCUGAUGCGGCGGUCAGCCUACCGCAUCCGGGACCAGAUCUGGGAUGUGUACUAUAGACUCAACAUCCGGGAUGCCAUCAGCUUCGUGGACCAGGGAGGCCAUAUCUUGUCCUCCACAGGGCUCACUCUGCCCUCUAUGCCCAGCCGCAAUUCUGUGGCAGAGACCUCUGUCACCAACCUGCUGAGGGAGAGUGGCAGUGGAGCGUGUCUGGAUCUGCAGGUGAUUGACACAGUGCGCAGCGGCCGGGACCGUGAGGAUGCUGUGAUGCACCAUCUGCUCUGUGGAGGCCUCUACAAGCCACGCCGCCGGUACAAAGCCAGCUGCAGCCGCCACUUCAUCUCAGAGGAUGCUCAGGAACGGCAGGACAAGGAGAUCUUCCAGCAGAACAUGAAGCGGCGGCUAGAGUCUUUUAAGUCCACCAAGCACAACAUCUGCCUCAACAAGAGCAAGCCACGACCUCGCAAGACCAGUCGCAAGAAGAAGGAUGGCUUGGCUAACACUGAGGCCACAAAUGGGAAACCUCCUCGAGACCUGGGCUUUCAGGACACAGCUGCUGUGAUCUUAACUGUGGAGUCGGAGUCGGAGGAGGAGAGUGACAGUUCAGAGACGGAGAAGGAGGACGACGAGGGGAUCAUCUUUGUGGCUCGGGCCACCAGUGAGGUUCUUCAAGAGGGCAAGGUCUCAGGGAGCCUUGAGGUGUGCCCAAGCCCACGCAUCAUCCCCCCCUCCCCAACCUGUGCAGAGAAGGAGCUACCCUGGAAGAGUGGGCAGGGAGAUCUGGCAGUCUACGUGUCCUCGGAAACCACCAAGAUUGUGCCCGUGGACAUGCAGGCGGGCUGGAACCAGAGCAUCUCGUCCCUGGAGAGCCUGGCGUCCCCGCCCUGUACCCAGGCCCCGACUAUGACCCGCCUGCCUCCUUGCCCGCUGGCCGCUGAAGAGCCCCAGCCCCCUUUCGACCUGCCUUACGAUCCACGCCCUAGCUUCGCCUUUCCCCCAAGCCUGGCCAAAGCGGGCCGCUCUCGCAGUGAGAGCAGCGCUGAUAUCCCCCAGCAGCAGGAGCUGCAGCCCCUCAUGGGACACGAGGACCGCACCCACCUUAGCCCACGCGCAGCCAACUCCCACUGGUGCAUCCAGUUCAACAAAGGUGGCCGGCUGUAGCCCACGGACUCAAGGAGGAGCAGGGGGCUGGAUGCCCAUGGGAAGUCUUCCCUGGGCAAUGGGCAGAGGAGCCCACUUAGCCUGACAAGGAGCCAGAGGAGCCUGAACUAGCAACUGGGCUUCCUUGGGGCAGGUCAGAAGGGUAUCCUGGACUGGUCCUCACAGGGACCCUUUCACCACCUUCCAUUUCAGUAAGGCCCCUACCCUGGCUCAAGACCCAGUCCAGAACUUCUAGGGGCUAGGCCCAGGCACUGGGAAGCUGAUGCCCUUUCCUCAGUGGGUCCCCCUACGGUCACUCUUGGCAGCUUUUCCUGCCCCCAAAGCAAGGGGAUCAUUCCAUAGCUGAUGCUGGUCUUUCCUGCCCUCCACCCACUCCCCAGCAUCAGCUCAAAGACGGUGCCCUGGCACUGAGGCUCCUCGAGGGGCUGGUCCUCAGAGGGAUGGGGGUGGGAGGUGGAGCAGGCCUCAACCUUAGGCUUUGCUGCCCUAUUGGGUCAGCUACCUACAGCCAAUUUUGUGGGGGGCAGGGGGGGCAGUGGGAACCUGUGUCCAAUUCUUGCUUUAUCUCCUUCCCUUUGCUACCAGUUAUUGGGGCCAUAGUUCUUCCUUUUCCAGGAUCGAGGCCACAGGGCUGGGCCAGGCUUCAGAUCAGGGCUGUUUCUUGGCAGGGGUCACUCUGAAGAUCAGCUGCUCUGUAUCCAAGUCUGGAUCUUUCAGAUUCCUGGGUCUGGAUUUUCUGAGGAGGGGAGAUAGUGGCCUCUGGGCCACGACCACCUUGACAUUCCCCAAAUAGGAAAGGAGCCAGGUAUUAAAGGACCACCGUCCCACUGCUCUGGGGGCUGGGAUGCCUGGCUGCAGUGGGAAGGGGGCUGACUGGGUGGCAGGUAAAUUUUCUGGGGUUAGCACCUGCCCUGUGUCUUGUAUCUUGAACCUAAGACACAUUAAACAUCUCUCGGAUGAA